GCUGACUGCAACAUGACAGCUGGGUUGGAAGCCAAACUGUGUCUUGCAGUUGGUGCACGAGUCAUGCUACGUCGCAACAUUGACACCAAGGCUGGGCUGGUCAAUGGUGCUAUUGGUACAGUGCUGUCAAUAGCAGCCCAGCAUGUGACUGUGCAGUUUGAUAAUGUACCUGCUCCAUGUAAGAUUGAUAAGCCUAUGCAAUUACCAUCCACAAGUGUCAGGGUCUGUCAUUAGACUGUGCCAUAGUAGACCUGUCUGAGGAGGUAUUCAGUGAUGGAAUGGCGUAUGUGGCUCUAUCCAGGGUUAGCUCACUAGAUGGUCUGUUCCUAACAGCCUUUGAUCCCCAGUCCAUCAGUGUUAGUGUUAGUUCCCUGGGG
Geodia barretti is the source of this 377-nucleotide messenger RNA. The record is from the annotation of a GenBank genome assembly. NCBI's taxonomy places the organism in Eukaryota, Metazoa, Porifera, Demospongiae, Tetractinellida, Geodiidae.